AACCUCCUCGAAAUUACUCCUAUAAAAGCCCCCAAACCCUUCACGUUGGGCUUUCGAUUUUCCUCUCUGCCGCGCCUCUGAGCUCCUCAGAAGAUUAAACAAACCCUAGAAAUCACCAUCUCAGAAAGGGAGGUGAGAGAAAGACACAGCUAAUUGCAUAGGUAACCUUCUUUCUCUCACCUCACUCGCUUGCUGCCGCUCUUGGAACCAAAUCUGAGCUCAGAUUUUUCAUCAGCGAUGGCAGCGUCAGUCCAGCAAGCCUCAGUUCCUCCUGAUGUUGUUGGUAAUGCGUUUGUUCACCAAUACUACCUCAUCUUGCAUCAGUCGCCCGAGCUUGUUCACCGAUUCUACCAGGAUGUUAGUAGGCUUGGUCGUCCAGAUGAGGGUGGGAUCAUGAGUACCACAACCACCAUGCAUGCCAUAAAUGAGAAGAUACUCUCACUUGGUUAUGGAGAAUUCAGAGCAGAAAUUAUCACAGUUGAUUCACAAGAAUCAUACAAUGGAGGAGUCCUUGUCCUUGUGACAGGAUAUUUGACUAGAAAUGAUAAUAUUCGACGGAAAUUUACUCAGACUUUCUUCUUGGCACCUCAAGACAAAGGCUAUUUUGUUUUGAAUGAUGUCUUCCGUUAUGUUGAUGAUGCCAAGCAUCAAAACGGAAAUCUUGAUGUUGCCAAUGGUGUUGAAGCUCCAGUUACUCCUAACCAGGAAAUUCCUUCUUUGCUAGAAAAUCACAUUGCUGAGCAAACAAGUGCUUUCUCUGAGGAAGCCAAUGGAGAGGAAGUGUGCAAUCCUUUUGAGAAUGGGGAUGGAGCAAUUGAAGAAGCAGCAGCACCAGAGCCUGAAGUUGUUGGUGAAAUUCCUGAUGAUUCGCAGAUGGUGAUUGAUCCACGGAUUGUGGCUGAGUCUAAUGCUAAGAUUGAAGAAGUGCCAAAAAAGUCAUAUGCAUCCAUUGUAAAAGUUAUGAAGGAGAACGCCACACCUUUUCCAAGCCCUGCCCCUGCUCCAUCUCCUCUAAGGUCUGCAUCGAAAAGCCAAGAACAAGUAACUACUGCAGUGACUCUUGUAGUGGCAUCCGAGACACAUGUCUCGACUUCAGACACUACUGAAAAUGGGAAUUCUCAAGAGAGUGAAGCCGAGGGUACUUCUAUUUACGUGAAAGGCCUACCAUUAGAUGCUACGCCUGCCUUACUCGAGAAUGAGUUUAAGAAGUUCGGACCUAUUAGGUCUGGUGGUAUUCAAGUUAGAUCUCAAAAGGGAUUUUGUUUUGGCUUUGUUGAAUUUGAAACAACAAGUGCUGUGCAAAGUGCAUUACAGGCUUCUCCUAUCAUGAUUAGUGGAUGUCGGGCUGUAGUUGAGGAAAAGAGGUCUACUUCUCGAGGGAACAAUAGGGGGCGAUUUUUUGGAGCAGGGGCUGGAUAUAGGAAUGAGGGAGCAAGAGGGCGUGGAAAUUUUGGAGGGGGUAAAGCCUAUGGCCGAGGUGAUUUCAGUAACAGGACAGAGUUUGGAAAUAGGAAUGGUAACCGGGGUGGAUUUCAAAAUCGUGGAGGUGAUGGAUACCGUAGGAACGAUAAGAUGGGGAAUAACGGUGGGCGUGCAAACCGUGCUGGUGGUUUGGCUUUUAAUGCUGCAGCUAAAACAACAGUACCACGGGUAUCUGCUACUGCUUGAAGAUGUGUAAAAUGGAAAGGAGGUAGUCAGAAGAGAUCAAAGAAGUUUUGUGGUUUAGAGGAGAGGUUAGCGUUAAAGGAGAUGAUACAUUUGGACUGGUAAGCUUCAUGAGAUUUUUGUUGAGGAUUUGGUUGUCUUUGAUAGAGAGUCUAUUUUUGGGCGGACGGAAAGCAGUAAAGUUUUGUGUCUGGUAAUAUACUAAUUUGAUGUCUGAUUCCCCAUGAUAAAAGGAUGGAGUCCACUUUUUGGCAAACCUUCAACGAAUAGUUUGUCUGGGUUUCGAUGCUCUUAUGACUUGUUAACAGUUCAAUCAAGCUAUUGUUCAUGCAUGGAGUCGAUUUGUUGUCUUAAAUAUUCCUGUAGCUGUGAAAAUUCUGUUAUUUUAGAGAUUAUUGGAAAUUUUGGUUGGUCAUACAUUAUUUUGCCUCUAAAAUGAAGCGUUUCAAUUCAUCA
Messenger RNA from Manihot esculenta (cassava), 2121 nucleotides. Its product is annotated as nuclear transport factor 2. Gene Ontology annotation, cellular component: cytosol; ribonucleoprotein complex. The transcript is spliced from 10 exons. Bases 238 to 1668 code for a protein of 476 amino acids. Gene Ontology annotation, molecular function: mRNA binding. The record is from RefSeq and is a predicted model, not a curated record. NCBI's taxonomy places the organism in Eukaryota, Viridiplantae, Streptophyta, Magnoliopsida, Malpighiales, Euphorbiaceae.